This is a messenger RNA of Meriones unguiculatus (Mongolian gerbil), 2501 nucleotides long. It is a transcript of the gene Efcab12, whose product is annotated as EF-hand calcium binding domain 12. The transcript has 9 exons. Gene Ontology annotation, molecular function: calcium ion binding. Lineage: Eukaryota; Metazoa; Chordata; Mammalia; Rodentia; Muridae. The record is from RefSeq and is a predicted model, not a curated record. The coding region runs from base 264 to 2291 and encodes 675 amino acids.
CCUGGGGCGCGCCGCACAGCGCCGUUUGUAGGAACACGCCAGCUCCCUGCGGCAGAACCAUUGGAGAGCGCCGGGAAAGGCUGGAGGCUUCAUUGUGCGGUUUCUGCUCUGCGGGAGGGGUUGCCAGGAGUUCCAGAAGGCCAGGAACUCUUCAGGAUUCCUAUUCCCAGACCUCUCUGGAGGAGCAGGCCAAGUCACCUGGCUUGGAAUCAGAGCCGGGGCUCUUGUGCCUGGGACCCUGUAUAGUUCUCAGUUGAGCAACAAUGUCUCCUAUAUUGAAGAGACCUGGAGAAGCCGGCUGUCUGUCCCCAGCCAAGCUCUCAAAGAGCUGCAACUUGAGAGGUAGUGGGAGCAGACAGCCGAGAAGAGCUGUGGGGGCUGUGGGCCCGAAGAGCAGCGUUCUCCAAAAGCCUCCUCCUCCCCCACCUGAGGCUUCACAGACAGAGGCUGUCUCUAGCCAAAUUUCCCUGACCCAACUUAAGGAAAUGCUCAAAAAGCUGAGCAGAUACUCUAAAGAAACCACUGUAGAGGAGGCCCCGAAAGCUAAGGAGGGGAAAGUCAGUCGCUCGACCUUCACCUUCACAGUCUUUGAUGAUGACUCUGAUGACGCCAACAGCCGGGUGCCUGUCUUCAAGCCUGAGCUGGUCACUGCCCACUGCUUCAGGUGGUUGAAGAAGAAAAACUUCCACCUGCCACAGAGACGCCGGCGGAUCAUCAUUGUGUCUGGCACAAAGGACCAGGUGCCAGCCCACCCCAAGCCCCUGCCUCAAGCUCCCCCUCCACCCAUACCUAGCUUUAAAGCUCUAGAUAUUGAAGAUAUCCAAGAGCCACCAAUGGACAGGAAGGUCUGGCUGAAGCAGAGGGCAGAGCUGCGGAGUCAGGUGGAGUCAUUUGGUGAUGUCAAGACAUGGGUGAAGAACAAGCCCCGCAUCACACCAUCGGAGGCCAAGGUUCUGCUCAUGAUUCGCCAGGAAAAACAAGCCUCCAAAGAAUUGAAGACUUUAGUCAGUAUACCCGAAGUGAAAAUCCCUAGCCAGAAGAUGCUGAAGGCUCCAGGAUAUCUAACUUCCAAAUUCAUCCGACAACACGCACCCCAGCUGCGACUGCCCAAGCCCCCUGUCCUGUCUGACUUGUACACCUACCUGCGGAGUCGAAAGCUCAAGAUCCUGGAUGUAUUUAACAAGGGGGAUCGGGGUGAGAACGAGCGAAUACCCAGGGAGGAAUUUAUCACGUCUCUGAAGGCAAUCGGAGUUCCUCUGAAGAACCAGGAGCUGGAGGACAUAGUCAUCUACCUCGGCACUCUCGGGAAGCAGAAUGCCAUCACCACAGAUGCCCUCCUCAGCACCUACAAGCAAUGGGCACAGACCCAGCAGAGAGAGACCGUGCCCACUGCCAGGGAGUAUUACAGGUUAUAUAUAAAGAAAAAUUCCCUGAAGCGCAUCUCCUCAGACGAGCAGGAUGUCUCAUACCCACAGACUCCCAAGAUGGACCUGCUGAAGGUGCCUGAGGUUGAUACAAAGAUGGAGGGGCGGCCUAUGACAGAGGAGGACAUGGAGGAUGUGGGCAGGCGUUACCGUGAGAGGCGAAGGAAGAACAAGCUCUGUCUUUCCUCCAUCCAAUACAUGGAGCGCUGCCGGCUGGUUCGAUCUGGGGUAAAAGCCUUUGAUGAGCACUGCCUGCCAUCCACCCUUUCCGGGGAGAUGGAGGAGCUGAUUAAUGUGAACCGCAGGAAUGACUUCCUGCUCUACCUGAAGUGCUGGGAAGUCUGCAAGGCCUACAAGCUCCCGCUGACUGAGGACAUCCUCAUGAGAGCACUACUGUAUCCAGGAGACAAGUUAAUUACUAUAAAAGACCAAGUCCGCCCGAUCCGGCAGCCUGGAGGCUAUUACCUAGACCAGAGGCUUGGUCGCAGUAUGGCUGAGUUUGGGGACCGCUGCCACCAGAACCUUGGGGAAAGGAAGACAGACAAGAAAACAUCAGAGAAAGUCAAGAAAAUGAACUUUCAGGAAUUCCAGGAAUUUACUUGGAAUCUGGAGAAGAAGGGGAGCAGCAGUAUUUCAGGCCCCCACCCCAAUAACUUCUGGCCAGGUCACCUUCUGGACAAGCUGCGGCUCUACCUGCCCUCUGUGGCCAAGGACAACAAUCUUGCGAUCUUCAGCUAUGUAGAACACGGGUACCAUGGCCAUGCUUACCCUGCCAGGUACCAGCCUAGGGACUGGUGGCCCAUGAGAGACAAUUCUUAUGUUACCUAUGCCUACCACGAUGCACACAAGGUGUACUUCCUUAACUAGAGUGGCCUGCGGUGUGCUGGACCAGGGGCCCGCAGCUGCAGGCGCGAGAUGUCAAAGAGCCAUACAAAAGCAUUCCCAGGGAAGGUCUGGGGCUGUGUCCCCUGAUGCCACAGUCUCUCGUGCCAUGCCUGGGAGUGUGGAUGUGUCCAGACCCACCCAUGGUGUGUUUUCUACCCUGUCAUGACCUCUGCCCUUUUAAAAUAAACCAGU